Lepisosteus oculatus (spotted gar) is the source of this 1296-nucleotide messenger RNA. It is a transcript of the gene nsmce1, whose product is annotated as NSE1 homolog, SMC5-SMC6 complex component. NCBI's taxonomy places the organism in Eukaryota, Metazoa, Chordata, Actinopteri, Semionotiformes, Lepisosteidae. Gene Ontology annotation, cellular component: nucleus; Smc5-Smc6 complex. The record is from RefSeq and is a predicted model, not a curated record. Gene Ontology annotation, molecular function: ubiquitin-protein transferase activity. Gene Ontology annotation, biological process: double-strand break repair via homologous recombination.
GCCAGAGUCGUUUAUUGUAGCUAGCUUCACGCUAUUGCUCUUUUGAGUUUACUGGUCUCUUCCAGUGUAUCUCCAGAGCGUCUUAACCUGCAGGAACAGGUCACAUUGAUACGGUUCGGCUCUUUGGAGGAUUUGGGGAAAAAGAACCUAGGCUAUGGCCAAGCACAUGACGGACAGCCACCGGAGGUUCCUCCAGUCUCUGAUGUGCUGUGGGAUAAUAGAGGGCUCCAAAGCCAGGGCCCUGCACAGGCACUGCUGCGAGGUGCACAGAGUACAUUAUCCCCAUGAAGGUCUAGAUGACUUUAUCCGUGUGAUCAACACUCAUCUCCAGCCUAUGUUCAUGCAGAUCCGAAAGGGGAUGUCAGAAGAAGAUGGUGUGCAAUACUACGCUCUGGUGAAUAUUACUGAAACAGAUGUGACAAGAAUGGCCUCUGAUUACUCUGACACGGAGCUGGAAUUGUUCAGAAAAGCAAUGGACCUGAUUGUGGACUCUGAAACUGGAACAGCUUCAUCCACAGAAAUCCUGAACCUUGCAGACAGACUGCAGCCAAAGAAAAUGAAAAAGAAAGAAACAGAACAAGUCCUUCAGAGACUGGUUCAACACAAGUGGUUGUAUGAGAAGGAUGGUGAAUAUACUCUAAGCACUCGCUGCAUUAUGGAGAUGGAACCCUACAUCCAGAAUAUUUACCAGGACCUGGUAAAGGUUUGCAACAUCUGCCGCAACAUUGCUAUUCAGGGUCAGAUGUGUGAAAACCCAGAGUGUGGCAUCAAAAUGCACAUACCAUGCGUGGCAAGAUAUUUCAAGGGUCGUACCGAUCCUCGCUGUCCUUCUUGCAAUGAAUUCUGGCCUCAUGAGAUUCCAGAUCUCAGUUGCCCUUCACCACAGGCACCCUCUCCUGGCCAGGCUAUGGCAGCGAAGGAGAACACUACCCAAGACACUGCACCCUCACGCUCCAAGAGAUUAAGGAAGUGAAGCUACUGUUAUGUCAUGUGACACUUCAUAAAGUUAGCUUUUAAUUUAAUAAAUAGCUUUUAAUUUAACUAUCAGCUUUUAAAAGUUUUUUUAGUUUGCUAUGAUAGUCCUCAUUAUUCAUUUUGUUUGUUCCAUGAACUGCAUGCAUAUUUUUCUCUACUAUUGUUGUUACAUGAGAAAUAGAUUAAACAACAACUAAAUAUCAACAUUACUGUUUGUCAUCGGAUAUGACUAAACUUUUACACUGUAUUUGCUGUACUAUUCAAGUGUAUUUUUAACAUAAAUAAAAUAUAUAUUUGAAAGUGAACAUUUGAAACAAAUUA